AUGGACACUUCAUCCAAAGAAAAUAUCCAGUUAUUCUGCAAAAAUUCAAUGCAACCUGUUGAGAGGCCUUCCUUCAAAACAGAAUAUUCCUCCUCAGAGAAAAAACAGCCCUGCUGUGGUGAACUAAAGGUGUUCUUGGGCGCCUUAUCUUUUGUUUACUUUGCCAAAGCACUGUCAGGAGGCUAUCUGAAGAGCACCAUCACUCAAAUAGAGAGAAGGUUUGAAAUUCCUUCCUCCUUGGUGGGCGUUAUUGAUGGGAGUUUUGAAAUUGGGAAUCUCUUAGUUAUAACAUUUGUUAGCUACUUUGGAGCCAGACUUCACAGGCCAAAAAUAAUUGGAGCAGGCUGCCUGAUUAUGGGAAUCGGAACGUUGCUCAUUGCACUGCCUCAGUUCUUCAUGGAACAGUACAGAUAUGAAAGAUAUUCUUUCUCCAAUUCCACUAUUAGCACCUCUCCAUGUCUCCUGGAAUCAAACAGUCAAUUAACAACCUCGGUUAUGGAAAAAUCACAAUCCAAAAUAAAUAAUGAAUGUGAAAUCGACACCAGCUCCUCCAUGUGGGUUUAUGUUUUUCUGGGGAACCUUCUUCGUGGGAUUGGAGAAACUCCUAUUCAGCCCCUCGGCAUCACCUACCUAGAUGAUUUUGCCAGUGAAGACAAUGUGGCUUUCUAUAUUGGGUGUGUGCAGACGGUGGCAAUUAUAGGGCCAAUCUUUGGCUUCCUGUUAGGCUCAUUAUGUGCCAAACUGUAUGUUGACAUUGGCUUUGUAAACCUAGAUCAUGUCACCAUUACCCCAACAGAUCCCCAGUGGGUAGGUGCCUGGUGGCUUGGUUACCUAGUCGCAGGAGUCAUCAGUCUUCUUGCAGCUGUGCCUUUCUGGUGUUUACCAAAGAGUCUCCUGAGACCACAAAGUAAAGAGGAUUCCAGUUCCUCCUCUGAGAAAUCCACGUUUAUUAUGGGGGAUCACACAGAAUGCCAAACACCCCAUCGAGAAAAAGCAAAAAUGAUAGAAAUGGCAAGAGAUUUUCUUCCAUCGCUGAAGAAUCUUUUAGGAAAUCCAGUGUACUUCCUAUAUUUGUGUGCAAGCACCGUUCAGUUCAAUUCUUUAUUUGGCAUGGUGACAUAUAAACCAAAGUACAUUGAGCAACAGUAUGGGCAGUCAUCUUCCAAGGCCAACUUUGUUAUCGGGAUCAUCAACAUACCUGCAGUAGCCCUUGGAAUAUUUUCUGGAGGGAUAGUAAUGAAAAAAUUCAGAAUCGGUGUAUAUGGAGCUGUAAAAAUAUACCUGGGAUCAUCAGUCCUUGGGUACCUCCUAUUUCUUUCCCUGUUUGCACUGGGCUGUGAAAAUUCUGAUGUGGCAGGAUUAACUGUCUCCUACCACGGAACCAAACCUGUCUCUUAUCAUGAACGAGCUCUCUUUUCAGAUUGCAACUCAAGAUGCAAAUGUUCAGAGACCAAGUGGGAACCCAUGUGUGGUGAAAAUGGAAUCACAUAUGCAUCAGCUUGUCUUGCUGGCUGUCAAACCUCCACCAGGACUGGCAAAACUAUUAUAUUUCAUAACUGCACCUGUGUGGGAAUUGAAGCCUCUAUAUCAGGAAACUCCUCAGGCAUGGUGGGCAGAUGCCAAAAAGAUAAUGAAUGUCCCAAAAUGUUUCUGUAUUUCCUUGUAAUAUCAGUCAUCACAUCCUAUACUUUAUCUCUAGGUGGCAUACCUGGAUAUAUCUUGCUUCUGAGGUGCAUUAAGCCACAACUUAAAUCUUUUGCCUUGGGUAUCUACACCUUAGCAGUAAGAGUUCUUGCAGGCAUCCCAGCUCCCGUAUAUUUUGGAGUUUUGAUUGACACUUCGUGCCUCAAAUGGGGAUUUAAAAGAUGUGGAAGUAGAGGAUCCUGCAGAUUAUAUGAUUCACAUGCGUUUAGACACAUAUAUCUGGGACUAACUAUGCUGCUGGGAAUAAUGUCCAUUUUCUUAAGUACUGCAGUACUGUUCACUUUGAAGAAAAACUAUGUUUCAAAACACAGAAUCUUCAGAACCACAAGAGAAAGAACCGUGGUGUCUACAAGAAUCAGCAAGGAAAACUGUACUACAAGUGAUCAUUUACUGCAGCCCACCUGCUGGGUAGGCAAGGAAACACAGCUUUAG
Pipistrellus nathusii (Nathusius's pipistrelle) is the source of this 2136-nucleotide messenger RNA. NCBI's taxonomy places the organism in Eukaryota, Metazoa, Chordata, Mammalia, Chiroptera, Vespertilionidae. The record is from the annotation of a GenBank genome assembly.